GAAGCUUUUAAAGAAUCAAAAUGGCUGCUCUAUCAAGAGACGGUUUUCAUAGAGAUUCUGCCGCUUACUUGGACUAUUGUAGGAUCUUCGUCAGAAUGCAACAAAAGAUAUGGCUUCAGCAUUUCCGUCAUCAGCCAAGCGGUCCCGAACAGCAGCUGAAGCACCUUCCGUCAGGAAACAAGGGAAAGAAGUUAGCAUUCCGUGGGAGGAAAUUUGCCCAGCCUUAAUAAGUGAAUGGUUGGAUACAUUUAGUAAGGCCAACAACACUACAAGGGACAUUCUGCUGGCAAGUGUCCUGCCAACUGUGGCAUGCUUGAUGGGGCCCUCAACAGUCAAGGUUGACUGUAGAAUGCGCACAGAAAGUAUCAACCUCUACAUGAUCUGCUUGUGUGACCCAGGGGCAGGAAAGUCACCUGCCUUUCACCAUGGCUGUGCACAGCCGAUAAGGUUGCAUGUAGAGGCAAAGGAGGAUAACCCUUUAUUUGUUGACGAAUUUACUGAAGCUGGGCUAUUUCGUCAAUUGAAGUCAACACCUGGCCAUAAAGCUAUCAUUGGCAAGGAAGAGGUAUCACAGUUUUUUGACCAGCUACUUGGUGCUUCCAGGGAAAAGAGCCGCAUAGACAUGGAACGGAUGAUCCAGUUAUAUGAUGGAAGUACAUGGGUAUAUACACGGGCAGACAAGUCAGCACGUCAAGUCAUUGACAGUCCAGGAGUGUCAGUGAGUGGCUACAGUCAACCCAACCGCUUCUUUCCAAUUUAUGUCAAACUAAAGGAAAGGCAGGAUGGUGCAGUGGACAGAAUUCUCAUGUACCAGCCUUUGCCACAUCGUCUGGCAGCACAUGAAACUAAAGAGUAUAUCACCAAACUGAAUAAUUCGAAACUGAAAGAUCUCAGAGCUGUCUAUUCUGCCAUAUAUGAGUUCUCUCAUUCUGAAAAUGGCCUUGUAACGUACUCCCUAGACCAGGGUGGCAACAGAAAGUACGAGGAAUUUAUAGAUGGCAUCUCUGCAUCCCUUAAUAGUCAGUGGGCGAGAAACAUCUGCCCAGAAGAUGUUUCAAAAGAUGACAGGCACGUGCUGAGGCUGGCAGCUGUUCUCCAUGUGUUAUACGACCAGCUGACAAAAUUUCUCCAAGAAGAAGAGAAAUCACCACCACCACAAGUCAUCAGCUCAUUAACUAUUCAGAGGAGUAUAACACUGUGCCAGUAUUUUACAGCACAGAGGAGAAUCCUUGACCAGCUUGUGAAGUGCAAUACAGAGAAUGCCUCAAGUGACCACUAUGAACGGCAGAGGCGCAUCCUGCUAUGUAAAGGGCCUUUUGUGUCUACACGUCUGGCCCAGCGCAAUUUUAGUGGGAACGCGAGGCCAUCUGCUGAGGUUCUAAGUGGCACAAUGGAAAAUCUGGCAACAGAUGGAUUUGGCACUGUCGUAUCCGUCGACAGAAGCACCGUCUUCUACAAGAAGCUCCCGGCAGAUAUAAAUGAUGAAGACUUGGCCACAUAUGAGGUGACUAGGGAAAAAUACCUCCAAGCCUUUAAUGAGCGGGCAGACAAAUCCAUAAUUACAAAGGACCUAUUUAACAAAUUUCUCAACCAGUCACCACAUAAAGACCGCUUAAAGAAUGAGCACGAUAUCACACCAGAGGACAACUAGACAACUAGAAGUAAUGUAAGGGUACAUUCCUCUAGCUCAUUGCUAAGUAAUGCAGUUUAUCACCGUGCAAUUUUUCACUUCGGGUUUUUGUGACCAACAAUUUUUCAUACAUUUAUACUCAGGGAAGUUUGACAUUUCAUUUGCUGAUUUUUUUAUGGAAUAAGUGACACUUACCUCAAUUUCUGUUACUGACUUCAUUCAAUUUUCAACUUUUGGAACAUUGUUUUACAUAUUAUACAGGGCCAGCAACACAGUCCAAACAUGAAUAAACUACAGGCCUCAACAAUAUAAACUGGUUUACACAUUUUUACUCGAUUUUACCAGUAGCAUUUUUUGUGAUAAUUAUAAUUCGAUCCUGAUUUGACAAUGGUAUUACUAGUUUUUCAUCAAUUGAAAUAAUUUCCUACCCAUUGACAGUUGCUGCUGGUGUCUGAGGGGUAAAAAAUAUUGACCGGUAUAAAUCAUUCAGUCUGCAUAUAAGCCCAUUCUACUUGUAAAAAAUGUUGAAAAUGUGUACAAGACUUGAAAUGUAAAAAAAAAAACCAAACAAACAAAAAAAAAACAAGCCGACUGGCUGAUGCAGUGAAAAGCUAAUAAUUAUUAUAGUGCCUGUUGACAAAAAUAUGAUAAAAUUAAUACAGCUGGUGGCUUUGAAGAUUUUGGAAGCAUUUCUAGUGUGAAAUAUUUUCCCUGUGGUUUAUUCAUGUGUAGGCAGGCCAUUGUUACUGCAAUAAAAAAACCUCCAGUUACCUUGACCAUUAUAAUGAAAAUGGCUCUUCUUUUUUUGGAAUUAUUUUUUAAUUGGAGUUCAUGUGACAGAUGAGCAGUCUAUUGCCAUCAAUGACUGAGUGACCCUCUGAGACAAAUGAAUAUUUAGCAAAUCGUUUAGAAUAUGAGGAAAUAGUGAGGUGAGAUACAGAAAAUGUGAAUAAUAUGUAUGUUUUUGGUCUCAAAGUAUUUUGGGUUUGCAUUACCCUAGAAGUUCCAGGGAAUGUUUGCAAGUUAAAAAAAUGGUUCUUCCAAGAAAUUUAUCCUUCCAGAGAAAGUACUAGAAGGCUUCCUGUUUUUUUAACUCUAAUAAAUUAUUAUUGAAUUGAAUUGAAAAAACAGUGCUAAGUGAUCUGAGUACGAUAAAUUUUGUUUCAGUUACAUGAAAGAGGAUUUGAGUUAAUGUGAUUUUAUUUACUGUUCUUGUUUCUUAAUAACCAUAUAAUAAUUGGGUGAUAAGUGCUUUCAGUUAGUUUUGUUGGUUAAGAGGAGAACUAACCCUUCCUUGCCCCCUUUGAGAUGUACUACCCUAAAAUAUCUCAUAGUUAGUUAGACGAGGAAAACUUCAUUUCAAACAUAUUUUUUCACCUUAAAAAAAGUAAGCAGUAGUUGUAAGUGAUAGUGAGUGGGAUAACCUUUUAUACUCAUUUUUUAUUGAAAACAAACAAACAAAAGGAAGCUAUCCAAAGCAAGUAUUAAACUAGCAGAUCUGUUUUAUCCAAUCCUGUAGUGAAUUGUGUACAAAUCUAGGUCGUCCAGUUGAAAUUUCCUUUGUUUUCCUUUUUCCCACUGUUACG
Messenger RNA from Pocillopora verrucosa, 3216 nucleotides. RefSeq lists its product as uncharacterized. Lineage: Eukaryota; Metazoa; Cnidaria; Anthozoa; Scleractinia; Pocilloporidae. The record is from RefSeq and is a predicted model, not a curated record.